This is a messenger RNA of Chionomys nivalis (European snow vole), 345 nucleotides long. RefSeq names its product androgen-binding protein homolog. The coding region runs from base 1 to 345 and encodes 114 amino acids. Lineage: Eukaryota; Metazoa; Chordata; Mammalia; Rodentia; Cricetidae. The transcript has 3 exons. The record is from RefSeq and is a predicted model, not a curated record.
AUGAAGGGGACGCUGCUUCUGCUGGCCUUGCUGGUGACCGGGGAGCUGCGCUUCCAGACAACGGAAGCAUGCGUUCCUUUCUUUGAAGCCUUUGCUGGCAUCUCCUUUGGAAACAAGGAAAUAUUGAAUGCCAUCCUUGACAAGUUUGACGCUACUGACGGGGAAAAGCUGGGUUUUGAAAAAAUCAUGGAUUGCUUGAAUGAUGAAGGAGUGGAAGGCAAAAUUCUGAAAACCAAAUUCAUGGAUGCCAUCAUCUUCAGCUCAGAAUGUAGAGAAUACUAUAUCCAAGACAUCAGCGACAAAUUUCAGGGAAUCCUUUCCAAAUUUAACUUAGUUGGAAAAUGA